AUCCAUUCGUUGAACAACCACCCUUCUGGUAAGUUGAUGCGCAACCGUUAGUGCUGCGUAUAUCUCACGCGAGUCUGUUGACCGCUUCGAGCCAAGGUUUCCGACGAGCGUGUGCUCUCAAAAGCAAGAGCUCCCCUCGCCGUCUAAUCCUCACUCCUCCUCUCUCAUCACUGACAAGUCUCGCACUGAACUGUAUCCGCCCUCGCAGCUUCGUUCCAGCUCUCUGUCAUCACAUUCCACUCAAUCCAUCUCCAGUCACUGCUUCUCUCCAACCCUACUCUUCCCCCUCCUAUCACUCCCCACAUCUUCACCAUGCAACUCUCCCGAGCAUCAACCCGCGCCCUCAAGGCCCUCACCACCACCACCAGCAAGCAAACAACCCGUCACCUCUCCAUGACCGGUGCAGCAACCUCAUCCUCGCUCCUCACAUCCGACAAGCCCGUACUCGGCCGCUCGCAAGUCCCCCGACUCCCUGCAUCCGCGAGAAUUCCCGUCCCAGACACCACCGACACAGGCAAGCUCACACGCCACUUCAACACAAGCCGCAGCAUGAAAGCCCCAAACGACACCUCCACCAUCGACUUCACAGUCAUGCCCGACUUCGACCCGGAUAUGCGCAGUGGCCCCGUCCAGAUCCGGGUCCCCAUCCUGCCGUGGACAGCCGUCAGUGAGACAACAAAAGCAAGUGUCGCCGAGACAGAGCAGCCGAUCUUCGUGCCAGUUGUUCACACCGUUGCUGCUGACGACGCACAUGUCCACGCACCCUCCGCCUUGACCGAGAAGCCCGAUGGUGGCCACAUCGACUUCCAGGCCAUGACUACGCAGUUCGCGACCAAACUCAACAAGCCCGUUGAGGAGGGUGUGGGCAUGGUGCGCCAGAUCUGGAGCGGGCUCAUGGAGGACAUUGUUGGUUCCAAGCAGGGUCCUGCUAGGACUUGAGUCAGGAACUCUUGUCCUGUCGAGGAACAUCUUACAUAAGCUGUUAUUAACAGGUGUCUGGAGCGAUGCACAAUUUUUCCGUGUCUUUUCCAUGGCGGUGGAUAUCAACUACGUCUGUAUGUGGCUUGAAGUGCUCGAGCUUAUGAGACAUGAAAUCUAUUUUAAUACAUUUUGUUGCAAAC
This is a messenger RNA of Dothidotthia symphoricarpi CBS 119687, 1121 nucleotides long. RefSeq lists its product as uncharacterized. The record is from RefSeq and is a predicted model, not a curated record. Lineage: Eukaryota; Fungi; Ascomycota; Dothideomycetes; Pleosporales; Dothidotthiaceae. The transcript has 2 exons. Bases 313 to 939 code for a protein of 208 amino acids.